This is a messenger RNA of Symsagittifera roscoffensis, 1971 nucleotides long. RefSeq lists its product as uncharacterized. The record is from RefSeq and is a predicted model, not a curated record. The transcript is spliced from 5 exons. Lineage: Eukaryota; Metazoa; Xenacoelomorpha; Acoela; Convolutidae. Bases 1 to 1971 code for a protein of 656 amino acids.
AUGGGAGCCGCGGCGAGUUCCAAAGUAGGCGUAAUCCACUCGACCGACCCUCAGUUGUGGUGCAGUCAAUGCAUGCAGAAGUUCGUAGACCCCCGCAGACUUCCCUGUGGUCAUUUGGUUUGUGGACCAGAAUCCCCCCAACGCUGUGCAAAUCGGGUUUUGGGUUUGCCUAGCAGAAAAUGCCCAGUCAAAAGAUGUCAAAUGCCAGUUGAAGUUACAGUUCAGCUAGAAGAUCUCCAGGUUCCGGAUAUUCGAGGAGAUGAGGCUUUUUUAAGCGAAGGUUUUAAAAAAUAUAUGAGAGAUGGGUCAUUCACUUCAAACUCAGUCGGAUCAUCGGCAGAAAGAGGACCGGGGCCUAGCAGACUCACAGACAACCCCAAAGUACACCACCACACACUGCCAAAAUGCGACACCACAUCCAGAACCACAGAACUCUGUUGGGACAUGGAUGACAUGGAUGAAAUGGAAGAUGAGGAAGCAUCGCAGAGUGUGUUUCGAAAGAGCAUGGAGCAAAUUUGGAAUAAGAGUCAAACGACUCCCGGUCUUCCGACAGACACGGAGAAACACGCUGAAAGGGAGAAGAAUAAACUGCUAUGGGAGUCGGCGUCUAAUAAAAAAGAGCCCGAGGCGCGGUUUGACGACUACAGGUCGAUGGAAAAACGCCACGCAGAGGAACUGGUGAAGCUUAAUGAUCUAAAGUUGAAGUUAGAUCUGCAAAAUCAACAAUUUCAGUCUAAGCAAUAUACUUUUAAUACUGCAAAAGACGAAGAAGUUGCUAAAAAACAAGAAGCUUUCGGAAAGAAAACAGAAGAUCAAGAAAAAUUGCUCAGUGAACAAGGCAGCUUAACACUUUUGCAGAAAAAAAUCGAACAAUUGGAAGAAGAACUGAAAAACGCAAAGCAAAAAUAUGAACGUGAGAAAUUAGAAUGUGAGUCUUCUUCUUUUUCGUAUCAAUUGCUAAGUCUGCCUCAAGCUCAGCAGCAUCAGAGAGCUCUUGAAAACAAAAUUAGUGAAAUGCGAGCAGCGACUGAAGACAGCUUGAUGACAAACAAACUGGCUGAAUUGUCCAAGAACAAAGAAAGUGUUGUCAGCACGGCGAACUUACGAAAGGAUUCCGAAUUGCAGAAUAAUGCGUUCUUCAAACCGGUGGAGUGUGACAGUAGCGGAGCGGUGGGUGGGUUUUCGCUCGUUGAGUCCAAAAAUAAACUGAGCAGUUCUUACCCAUCGAGGUUUUUCCGAACAGGGAGUAUCAAUACAAACGAGUCGUGCUUUGCUGACAAGUGGAGAAAAAAUUUUCCCGAUGAAAGUGCGAUACAGAAGUAUGCAAGCAGAAAUGAGUUAAAUGAGCAAACCCGAGCAGCGUUUGAUCACACCGCGGCUUCUCAGAAACGUGAUACGCUGUCUGAAAGUCAUUUAGAUUGCGUUGGGUUAUGGAAUUCAAAGAUGGUUGACAAAAUAUUAAUUCAACAGGUUUUCACAAACGAAAACUUAAUAGUGGUCAAGCUUCCUAAUUGGAGAAACUUGCUCGGAGUUUGCACGAACGAAACGAAUGAUAAGAGAUUGAAAUCGACCUCGCUCAAACUGGAAACGAAAACCGUUGAUUUAAUUCCACCUGCUGGCAAAACCAUAAAACUGGCUCUUCAAAUCUACCCAAAUGGAAUUGGAAAAAGCUUGGGGGAAUGUGUAUCUGCAUAUGUCAAAAUAAUAUCCAGCCCAUCAAAGAUGUACACAUUAACUUUUUUCGUCAAAAGCAACGCCAAAAAAUCGGAGAACAUCUCGAAAUCAAUUUCCGUUGACGGAAGUUUAAACUUGGAACAGCUGGUGGGAAUUCAGGAGCUUUGUAAUCACAAGGAGCUGGAUGGGUUUCAAAAGGAAGACCAUAAUCUACAUGCUAUCAUAAUCUACAUGCUAUUAAGCUUUUAUAAUGCUCACGUAUGGUGUAUUACUAACUACAUACAACCAUUCAACUGA